AUGGCGGCACAAGUUGAUCGUAUAAUGGCCCAACACUCGGCAAACAGCAUACCCGAAGAGCCUCAACUGCCCUCCAUGGCCCCGUCCCUCACAUACUCGGAGUCCUCCGAACACUCUGAAAGCGAGGAUCCCCGCCAAUCUGACGACAUGGAGCAGCCGCGCCGCCGCCGUGCAUCCACUGUCCUUAUUGUCAAGUCUCCCGCUGACAUCCAACGUAUCACGGGCGAGACCACAACCCAAUUGGUCCAGAGGUGUUGCGGUGGUGGUUGCUGCCUCACUUCCGAUGGCAAGAGGGUCAAGAAGCAGGGCAUCGAGUAUGAGCGGGUUAAGUUUCCCGACAACGACGCAUACCGCGCUCUCAACCUCGAGAUCGAAGAAGUUCCGACUGUCCUAAACAACAUACUCGACCUUCCCGAACAGACUGCCUUUCUGCAGCCCCUUCGCCGUCCGUCCAAUGUGCCGUCUCCUACAGAGUCCACUGCGGCUCUCAACACAGAUGGUAACACGACAUCCGCCACAACCGAUCUCGAAAAGUCUGUACAAAAGCUGGCUUUGGAGGACCUUGAUACCAAGAUACAGCCACCCUCCUUUGUCCAACCUCACCCGCCUCACCAUGUCUUCCCCGCCCGCAUUCACACCGCUCGUGAGUUGACAGGCCAAGGCGCCGAGAAGCGUACAUUUCACUUCGACAUCGAUGUCACAAACUACCCGGAGGAUGAGGGCGUCGAUUUCAAGGUCGGCGGAGCCAUCGGUGUCUCGGCUCCUAACGAAGAGUCCAUGGUAGAGGAGCUGCUCGACCUUCUCCUCGUUCCCCGUUUCCUCCGCGACAAGCCCGUUCUCCUAAGGACAACCAAGGGCAGAUGGCCCACCGUAUGGGGUGAAGAUCAGGCCCGUGAGCUUGUUACGACACGGAGAGACCUCCUGACAUGGUGCUCUGACAUCCAGUCCUACCCGCCCACAAAACAGCUUCUCCGUAUUCUAGCCGAGUUUGCGACCAAUGAGGACGAGCGCAAGAUUCUGUUCUUCCUCUGCUCGGCGGAAGGCCAGGGAGUCUUCUGUGACUUCCGCACCGGCCCGCACAUCACCGUUGCCCAGCUCCUCCAUGCCUUCCCCAGCGCCAGGCCGCCUCUCGAUUUGCUCCUCUCGGUUCUACAGCCUCUGAUGCCCCGCUUCUACUCCUUGUCUAACGACCCGCACGAGUCCUUCUUGAGACGCGAUGGCAAGCAACAUCGACUGAUUGAGAUUGCUGUCACCGUCCAUACUUCUUCCGACUGGAGGACAGGCUCGCGCAACGGAGUCGGUUCUGGUUUCUUCCAGCGCCAAGCCCUCAAGUAUAUUGAGGCACAAGAAAGAGGCGAGAAGGACAUUGAGGUUUACAUCCCCAUGUUCAAGGGUUUGAUGGCCAACCCUCUUGCCAAGCAGUUCGUCUCUGACGGCCCCAUGCUACUUAUCGGUGCUGGUGUCGGCAUUGCUCCUUUUAGAGGUUUCGUCCAGCGCCGCCUCAAGACCGCCAACUGCGCCAACAAGGUCUGGGUCCUCCAGGGUUGCCGUGACUCGCUAGUCGAUGAGCUGUACAGCGGCGAGUGGGGUGUCCAUGAGGAUGAGGUCAAACGUGUGGUGGAAAGUCGUCGUGGUCAGGGGCGUUAUGUCCAGGAAGAGGUCAAGGCCCAGGCGGACUUGGUCUGGUAUAUCAUCAACUCAGUCGACGGCAGGGUGUUCGUCUGCGGUAGCUCCAAGGGCAUGGGCGAAGGUGUCGAGCAGGCGCUGAUCGAGGUCGCGAUGGAGAAGGGCAACCUCGAGCACGAUGAAGCAAAGCAAUUCUGGGAACUGAAGAGGGAGGUUGGACAAUACAUUGCCGAGACGUGGUGAUCGGUUUCACUGUUUCACGACGAUAACAUCUUUUUGGGCCUCUUGAAUGUUGCG
Messenger RNA from Neurospora tetrasperma FGSC 2508, 1923 nucleotides. RefSeq lists its product as uncharacterized. NCBI's taxonomy places the organism in Eukaryota, Fungi, Ascomycota, Sordariomycetes, Sordariales, Sordariaceae. Gene Ontology annotation, molecular function: [methionine synthase] reductase (NADPH) activity; FMN binding; flavin adenine dinucleotide binding. Gene Ontology annotation, cellular component: cytosol. Bases 1 to 1869 code for a protein of 622 amino acids. The record is from RefSeq and is a predicted model, not a curated record. The transcript has a single exon. Gene Ontology annotation, biological process: homocysteine metabolic process.